AUGGAGACACAGUUUGCAAUCAAGAAAGACGCUACUGAAUUAAUAGGGAAUACUCCAUGGGUACAUCUUAACAACAUCACUGAAGGCUGUGUUGCUCUAAUCGCUGCUAAGCUAGAAUACUUGCAAUCCUGCUGCAAUGUUAAAGAUAGAAUAUCGUUAAGCAUGAUUGAAGAUGUUGAAAACAAGGGCCUAGUUACUCCUGGAAGGAUUGCCCUUAUUGAGCCUACAAGUGGUAACACCGGCAUAGGAUUGGCGUCGGUAGCAGCACUGAGAGGCUAUAAGCUUUUAGUGACUAUACCGUCUUAUGCGAGCCUUGAGAAAAAUUAUCUUGCGAGCUUUCGGAGCGGAUGUAUAUCUGUCAGAUCCUGCUAA
Lathyrus sativus (Indian pea) is the source of this 372-nucleotide messenger RNA. The record is from the annotation of a GenBank genome assembly. Lineage: Eukaryota; Viridiplantae; Streptophyta; Magnoliopsida; Fabales; Fabaceae.